AUGUCUGCAGCAGCAGUUAUCGUCGGCGCGCCAUCGGCAGGCCGGUCUAGCGACUGCCACGCGGCCACCCCUAGAAGCAGCUCGCAGGAUGAGCAGGAUGAAAACUCGAAUGAGUUUGAGGAUUUCAUGGGUCACGAAUCCAAAGAAGCCGCCGCAUCCCUUCCCCUCAAGAAACCUGUAAGCGCUCUGGCGACCUCCAAGAUGGCGAAUCAGAAUUACCCCAAGAAGUUGAAGAUCAAGCAUGAGUCGUUGUCACCGACCGACUCGUACCCGAUGGACAAACUCUACGCAAAGCUCUCUGAGCAGCAUUCGAUUAUGCAGCAGCAGACCGAGGCCCCAAAGGCUGCUGAUGACGAGACGGCGUAUACUCGCGGUUUCGACCACCAGUCGUCGUGCAGUUCGCUGCCCCUCACUCCAGCCAUCGAUGUUUUCCCCGCGCCCACCGCGCCGGGAAUUCGAUCUGCGAGCGCCACCCCGAUUGAGGGCCAGGCGACUGCUGAGGAACUCUUGCGGCUCAAGCUCGAGCUUGCCCAGGCUCAAAGCAAGAUUUCGCGAUUGGACCAAGAGCUCGCACACAAUCGCGUCAUGCCAGAGAGUGAGUGUGUCACACCAGUGCUGGUUCCCGAGCACGACUACGCUUCCGCUAUGGUGAACCCCAGUUCACCGCCCUCCUCUCGAGUCGGUGCUGGUGCCUUGGCGCUCAACGCCUCGGGCAAGAUGCCGCCGUUUUCUCGCGAGCAUAGCUGGAUGGGCCAGGACGGCACUCCCUCAGAAGUUGGCGACCCGCUACCAGCCACGGGUUUGAACCGUCCUCGAGGCAUCUGGAAUAAUAACACCAAGCCCGCAUUUGGCGGCUCCUACCCCCAGGGCCAGAUGAUGAUUGAUGGACCCCAGCAGAUGCCGUGGCCCAACACCCGCGCCGCCAGCUAUGAGCCAACCUUCCCGCCACCCGGCAUGGACAUGUACCGGCAAGACCGAAUGACUCCUGACCAGGAUGCGAUGAGACCCGUGGGCCGCCGUAGCAAUCGAUAUGAUAAUCGGUUUGGAUCGUCGAACAAUUUUGGUGGCGGUUUUAACGGUUACAACAUGGGUCCUGCUCCCUACGAGAUGACGCAGGGUUAUUCCGCCGGCCCGCAAGCCAUGAUGAGUGGGGGUAUGGGAAUCGGGCCGUACUCGCCUUACCAGCAGCAACCGGUGGGGACUGCGCUCUCUCCUCAUGCCACCGAGUUCACGUCGGCCAGCUCGUCGUGGAAAGGGGAGACUCUAACUGCGGACGGCCAAACCUAUGUGUCGCCCACCACCGAACCCCUCAAUUACCGCCGCCUGCUUGACCGGAAUGUUUCUUGCGACUGGAAAUACAUCGUCGACAAGAUCGUCUGCAACAAUGACCAGCAGGCUUCCAUUUUUCUGCAGCAGAAGCUCAAAGUUGGAACUCCCGAGCAGAAGUACGACAUCGUCGAGGCUAUCGUUGCCCAGGCCUACCCUCUGAUGAUCAACCGUUUCGGCAACUUCCUGGUGCAGCGCUGUUUCGAGCAUGGCACUCCAGAGCAGGUCAUCAAGAUCGCCCAGGCCAUUCGCGGCAACACGCUCAACUUGUCGAUGGACCCUUUUGGCUGCCACGUAGUGCAGAAGGCAUUCGACUCGGUCCCGGAAGACUACAAGGCGAUCAUGGUACACGAGCUGCUGCGACGGAUUCCCGAGACGGUUAUUCACCGCUACGCUUGUCAUGUCUGGCAGAAACUGUUUGAGCUGCGUUGGACCGAGUCGCCGCCGCAGAUUAUGAAGUAUGUCAACGAGGCCCUGCGCGGCAUGUGGCACGAGGUUGCGUUGGGUGAGACGGGCAGCCUGGUUGUACAGAACAUAUUUGAGAACUGUUUGGAAGAGGACAAGCGUCCCUGCAUUGAGGAGGUCCUGGCCAACAUUAAUAUUGUGGCCCACGGACAGUUUGGCAACUGGUGCAUUCAGCACGUCUGCGAGCACGGCGCCCCGGCGGAUCGCAGCCGGGCGAUCGAUCAUGUUAUCCGUUAUGCUGCCGAGUACAGCAUGGAUCAGUUUGCCUCCAAGGUCGUUGAGAAAUGUUUGAAGAUUGGCGGCCCCGAUUUCCUCGGCCGCUACCUGGACCGCGUCUGCGAGGGCCGCAUCGACCGUCCCCGGAUCCCGCUGAUCGACAUUGCUAGCGACCAGUACGGCAACUACCUCAUUCAGUACAUCCUGACCCACGCGGCUCCCCAGCACCGCGAGAUUGUCGCCGCCCAUAUCCGGAAGCAUAUGGUCUCUCUUCGCGGCUCCAAGUUCGGCUCCCGGGUCGGCAUGCUCUGCACCAACCACGCGGUUGCCACUCGCCCAGGCCCUGCCGUCGGUCCCAUGCCGGGACGGAUGGCUAGCAGCUCUCGCUACGGCAGCAGCUACCGCUAG
Molecule: messenger RNA, 2415 nt
Organism: Chaetomium fimeti
Lineage: Eukaryota; Fungi; Ascomycota; Sordariomycetes; Sordariales; Chaetomiaceae
Product: armadillo-type protein
Exons: 5
Coding region: 1-2415 (804 amino acids)
Biological process (GO): post-transcriptional regulation of gene expression
Cellular component (GO): cytoplasm
Molecular function (GO): mRNA 3'-UTR binding
Source: RefSeq, a predicted model, not a curated record